UCAUUGGACGGCGUACGUUCCCGAGGAGUCAGCAUCGGGUGGUACACACCUAUCACUCCGAAUCCUACCUUCUUCAUGAAGGCAUUCGAUGACAGGUUGGGGGCUUCGCCGUUCUUGGGGGCUGGUUCGAGGAUACAUUUCAAAAGAAAACGCCUUGAACAGCCUCGAUAUCCUUCCUGGCUGGCAUGUGACUGCUGCUCGAGGCUUGCAGGUGUUGAAGCGAAAUGGCUGUAUAAGAGUGGCAUGGCGCUCGUCUGGUGAAGCUUCUGUCAUGUCUGGAAAUCAAUGUCCGUCGAAGACAUAUUCAAGUUCCUCUUCAUCCAAUUUUGGAAGGUUGUCAACAUCUUCAUUGCAUGGCACAAAUUGCCAGCCUUCAUUGGCGCCUUCAACCUUCUGGCGUUGCGAUUCGAGCUGCGCCAGGAGAACCUAUACGAUACAUACCCCUCUCCUGAAGACCAAGGCACACCGGCGCAAUGUCCCAUGGCCGACACCAAGUUCAUGGCCGUCAGGAACUCAGAUGGCCUCUAUAACGACCUCCAAGCGCCCAAGAUGGGCUGCGCCGGGAUGCGUUUCGGCCGCAACAUCCCCAGAGAGCACGCCAAGAUGCCCACCCACGAAGAGCUGUAUACGCCGAACCCGAGACUCAUCUCUGAGAGGAUUCUCGCGAGACCGGAAGGUGGCUUCAAGCCCGCCACGAUCGUCAACCUGCUCGCCGCUGCUUGGAUCCAAUUCCAGGUCCACGACUGGGCGCAGCAUGCCUCGAGCGAGGAGACUUGGGAAGUUCCCAUGCCCAAGGGAGACACCUGGCCAGACAAGAAGAUGAAGAUCUUCAAAACCAAGGUCGACAGCACCCUCUCCAAGCUGGAUGACGAGUCGCCGGGCUACAAGAACGAAAACACGCACUGGUGGGACGGCUCGCAGAUCUAUGGUUCAACUGAAGCCGAGACCGUGGAGCUUCGAUCCAACUGCCAUGAUGGACAGCUUGCGGUCGAUCGUGUGAAUGGCGAGCAGUUCCUUCCUCGCGAGAACGGUAUUCCUAAAACCGGCUUCCAUCAUAAUUGGUGGGUUGGUCUUGAGAUACUGCACACCCUCUUUGCUUUGGAGCAUAAUGCUAUCGCUGGCCACCUCAAACUGUCGAACCCGUCGUGGACGAGUGAUGAGAUCUUUGACACGGCGAGGUUGAUCAACUGUGCACUCAUGGCCAAGAUUCACACCGUCGAGUGGACGCCUGCUAUCCUGAAGCAUCCAACAUUGAAGAUCGGCAUGGAGGCGAACUGGUGGGGUUUGGUUGGAGAGAAGCUGUGGCACGUCUUCGGCCGUAUCUUUGACAACAAGUCCGAGGUCAUCUCAGGCAUCCCGGGCUCAGGAACCGACCAAGACGGCGCCCCAUACUCUCUGACCGAGGAAUUCGUUUCCGUAUACCGUCUGCACCCGCUCGUCCCCGACGACAUUGCCUUCUUCAAAGUCAAGAGCGGACAACACGCCGACACCCUCCCAAUGAAGGAGGUCGCUUUCGAAAGAGCCCGCACGCCAUUAGACGACAAGACCACGAACAACAACGGCCUAGGCUUGAACUUUGCCGACGUCUUCUACUCCUUUGGCGUCAACUACCCCGGCGCCAUCCGCGCGAAGAACAUGCCCAACUUUCUCCGUGAUCUGCACCUUCCCGCCGACAAAGAAUUUCCUCAGGGCAGGCAUCUCGAUAUGGGAACCGUCGAUAUCCUCCGUGACCGUGAGCGCGGCGUGCCGAGGUACAAUGCCUUCCGCCGGCUGUUCCACAUGCCGCCCGUCCGCAGCUUCAAGGACCUGACGGGCCCCGGUGCGGAGGCCGCAAAAUUGGCAGCGGAUUUGGAGGAGGUAUAUAAUGGCGAUAUCGAGGCCGUUGAUCUCCUGGCUGGCACGCUCAGUGAGCCUCUGCCUGAAGGUUUCGGCUUCAGCGACACGGCUUUUCGCGUCUUCAUUCUCAUGGCUAGUCGCCGCAUCAAGUCUGAUCGGUUCCUCGCCGGCGAUGGAUGGUGCCCCGAGGUGUACACGCGGGAGGGUAUGGACUGGGUGCAGAAGAACACCAUGAAGGAUGUGCUGUGUAGACAUUUCCCUGAGCUUGCUGCGCCGUUGCGUAAUGUUGACAACGCGUUUGCCCCUUGGGAGAAGGUCGGCCGGACAGCCGAGUACAAGGGGAAGGAGACUACUGCUUGAGCAACGAUUGCCCAUUCAAAGCCUGCUACGUUUGCUUGCUUUCGGUGUUCGUUCCAUUUUGACUGUAGGAUUGACUUGGAGAUAUGAAAUUGGCAAGGUAAAAUGGUGACAGAAGACAAGAUUGUCAAGUUUUGCCCCAGGUAUUGAGUAUGCUGGGUUGGUAGGUAGCCUCGGUCGAAUCAAGUAUCAAACAAAAUACUUCAUUUGGGAUUUUAAGAGUCUUUCAAAGUGCCCACCUCGAUGUGACGUAUAUGAACAUCGGGUACAUGGUUUAGUUGGGAUGGGCCGUCCCAAGGACGACUGGUCACGGCUGACUACCGGUACGGCGUGAGGGAGGAUGCUGGGAACACUAGUCAAAGAGCUUUGAGCUUCAAGGUACGCAUCAAGACGAAGAGGAGUUUUAAGCUUGGUUCGAUAGGUACAUCACUCAUGGAGACUACGAUGGAGCUUGGUGCUUCUCAUAUCGGGGAC
This is a messenger RNA of Colletotrichum godetiae, 2667 nucleotides long. RefSeq names its product heme peroxidase. Lineage: Eukaryota; Fungi; Ascomycota; Sordariomycetes; Glomerellales; Glomerellaceae. The transcript is spliced from 5 exons. Gene Ontology annotation, biological process: response to oxidative stress. Gene Ontology annotation, molecular function: peroxidase activity; oxidoreductase activity, acting on single donors with incorporation of molecular oxygen, incorporation of two atoms of oxygen; heme binding. The record is from RefSeq and is a predicted model, not a curated record. Bases 286 to 2196 code for a protein of 636 amino acids.